AUGAAAGCAAUUUAUUUUUUCUCCACAAUUAAACCUUUGAUAGUAUCUGGGCCAAGUGGAGUUGGUAAAGUAAAUAAAUAGUUUAACAAAGGGAUCCUUGGUAACCAGACUACUCUAAAAUAGUUAAGAAUUUGUAUAUAGUGUAAGUUUAACUACCAGAAAGCCAAGACCAAAUGAAACAAAUGGAAUCAACUAUUUUUUUGUGGAUAAAGCUGCUUUUGAUGAAAAAAUAAAAAGCAAUGCUUUUUUAGAGGUUUGUGAAGUACACGGUAACCUUUAUGGUACCUCUAAACAUUAGAUAAAUGAAAUUAUCAAUAAAAAUAAAAUUCCUCUAAUUGAAAUAGAUGUCUAAGGUGCAGAAAAAAUAAACUAAUAAUUAAAUCACUAAUGCGUAAGUAUAUUUAUUUUGCCACCAUCUAUUGAAAUACUUAGAGAAAGGUUGAUAGGAAGAAAAACUGAAACCUAAGAUAUUAUAGAAAGGAGAAUCAAAAAUGCAGAAAUAGAGAUUUAAAAGGCGAGAUCAUUUCAGUUUUAUCAUUUCAUAAUCAAUGAUAAUUUUGAAACUUGUUAUAAUGAGUUUCUUGAAAUUAUUAAUAAAAAAUAUUAAUGUUCCUGA
Messenger RNA from Paramecium sonneborni, 616 nucleotides. The record is from the annotation of a GenBank genome assembly. Lineage: Eukaryota; Ciliophora; Oligohymenophorea; Peniculida; Parameciidae.